AUGGCGGACGUGCCACUCAUCGUGGUGUCGGAUAAUUCCUCAGCUGAACGCCGCAUCACCCCAUCAUGGACAAUUAGCCAGCUCAAGACUAAACUUGAACCUAUCACGGGAGUGCCUCCCUCAUCGCAGCGCAUUUUCCUGAAGACAUCGACAAAUGAGAGGAUAGCCAUAGAGGCUCCGGACGAGGAGACUGGUCGUCUGACCGCGUUUCCUCUAUCUCCAUAUGCCGAAUUACACGUCACUGAUACCCGCCCGCCCGGUGCACGGCCUAACUACACAGAUACGUCUGGCGUUGAGAAGUAUGUGAUGCCGGCGGAGGAGUACGCCAAGAAAUCAGAUUCAGUUCUUGCCUGGAAGAAGGCACAGAAGCUGGGACGUUUCGAUCCCGACGCCCCGAACCAAGAAAAAGCUAAGAUAGCUGCGUUCGCGGAGGAAGUGGAGACCCGCGGUAUCGCUGUCGGGAAGCGGUGCAGGGUCGGGGGAAACGAUGCCCGGCGAGGUGAAGUCAAGUAUGUCGGCGAAGUCAAGGAGAUUCCGGGCGGGCUCGGUGCCUGGGUUGGUAUUCAGCUUGAUGAGCCGGUCGGCAAGAACGAUGGGAGCAUUGGAGAGGCCAGGUAUUGGGGCCAGCCGUCGGAACUCAAGCGCGGCGUCUUUGUCAGGCCGGAACGAGUCGAAAUCGGCGACUGGCCAGUCAUGGAUGACCUUGAGGACAUGGAGGAAAUCUAA
Molecule: messenger RNA, 726 nt
Organism: Phialemonium atrogriseum
Lineage: Eukaryota; Fungi; Ascomycota; Sordariomycetes; Cephalothecales; Cephalothecaceae
Product: cell polarity protein alp11
Exons: 2
Coding region: 1-726 (241 amino acids)
Biological process (GO): cytoplasmic microtubule organization; tubulin complex assembly; post-chaperonin tubulin folding pathway
Cellular component (GO): cell cortex; nucleus; microtubule plus-end
Molecular function (GO): alpha-tubulin binding; microtubule plus-end binding
Source: RefSeq, a predicted model, not a curated record